CUAUUUGGAUGUUUGCAAAUUAAUGAAAAUCUUAAAAAAGUUGCUUGCAGGUGAUGUAUUCGCCGCGCAAGGUGCUGCCAGCACCAGAGACGAAUGACUUUGGCUUUCCCUACACGCCCUACGCCAUACAGGAGCAACUGAUGCAGGAGCUCUUCCAGGUGCUGGAGCGCAAGCAAAUCGGCAUCUUUGAGAGUCCUACGGGAACGGGCAAGUCACUGACACUGACCUGCGCUGCCCUCACCUGGCUGCAGCAGCACGAGCAGCUGGUGCGCUCCGAGCUGCUUCAGCGGAUCGAUGAUGUGGAAACAGAACUGCGCACGCUGCAGGCGGCAAGUGCAGAGGCCGAAGAUUGGAUAACAGCGCAGAGUAACACGCUCAAGCAGCGCCAGGAGCUGCAGCAGCUGCAGCGACUGCGUGCACUGCUGCUGGAGAAGGAGCAGGAGCUGGAGCAGAUGAAGCAACGCAAGAAACAACAACAGAGAACGGCGAGAAAGGCAGUUGAUCUGCAGCAGCAGGAGGAGUUACUCCCAGACCCCGAACUUGACUCGGACGAGGAGCCAUCUGAGCUGGAGGCGCAGGUGGAGCCGGAGUUGAGUGAGCAGCGCUUCCGGGAUGUACAGAUCUUCUACUGCAGUCGGACGCACUCGCAGCUGGCGCAGAUUGUGGCCGAGUUGAAGAAGACGCCACAUGGUCGCCAGGUGCGUUGCAUCUCGCUCGGCUCCCGGCAGCAGCUGUGCGUCAAUCCUCAGGUGCGACGACUGCCCAAUGUGGCGCUCAUGAACGAGCGUUGCCUGGACAUGGCGCGCUCCAAGACGCCGGCCAAUCCCAGCAAGAAACCCCGACUGGAGGGGGUGGGUCGCUGUGCUUAUAAGGCGCCUGGACAACUGCAGAGGCUCAGCGAUGUGGCGCUCUGUGAUCCCCUGGACAUUGAGGAGCUGGCCAAGGAAGGCGCCGCAUGUGGCAGCUGUCCCUACUAUGCCACACGUGCUGCCCAGGCGCAGGCACAGCUGGUGCUACUGCCGUAUCCGUUGCUGCUGCAGCGCAGCUCACGCCAGCAGCUGGGCAUCGAUCUGCGUGGCGCCAUCAUCAUUGUGGACGAGGCACACAAUCUGCUGGACACGAUUGCCCAGCUGCACAGCAGCGAGCUGACGCUGUCGCAGCUGCAGCUGGCCAAGGAGCAGCUGGGCGCCUACAAGUCGCGCUAUGCUCGGCGCCUGAGCAGCGCCAAUCUGUUGCGGAUCAAUCAGCUAAUCUUUGUGGUGCGACGCCUGCUGCAGCUGCUCCAGCUGGACGCCGAGCCACGCAUGCUGCGCACCUAUGAGCUCAGCUCGGAGGGUGACUUCUUCAACAUCGAUCUGCAUGCCGUGCUGCAGUUCUGCAGCCGCACAAGGUUCGCCCAGAAGCUGCAAGGCUUCAGCCAGCAGCAGCUGCGUGAACCGCUGCCCAGCGAGAAUCGUCCGCCUGCCACACAGCAGCUGCUCCAACGCCUGGCCAAGGAGCAUCAGCUCAGUCAGAUGACCAAGAAACGCAAGCUCCAAGAGGAGCAGCAGGAGCAGGAGCAGAAACUAUCUCUUGAGCAGCCAAUGCAGCUCAAAGCGGCAAUCCCUUCCCCGAUUCGACCACUCCUCGCCUUCCUGGAGACGCUCACCAGCGAUGCAGCCGAUGGCAGGAUUCUGCUCAAUCCCAAGGCGCAAACAGUCAAAUAUCUGCUGCUCAAUCCUGCCGAGCAUUUUGCGGACAUUGUCGCCGAGGCGCGUGCCCUCAUCAUUGCCGGCGGCACAAUGCAACCCACACAUGAAUUGACCGCCCAACUCUUUGCCCAGUGUCCGGAGCGCGUCGUGGAGCGUUUCUACAGUCAUGUGGUGCCUCCGGAUGCAGUGCUGCCCUUCGUCCUGCCCACUGGGCCAACAGGCGCCACACUCUGCUUCAAUUACGCCCAGCGUGCCAAUCCCCUCAUGCUCAAGGAGCUCACCAUGGUGCUGCAGAAUCUGUGCAGUGUUCUGCCCGCGGGCUUGGUGUGCUUUCUGCCCUCCUACGAUUACCUGGACACAGUGUAUGCGCAACUGCAGCAAAGUGGAGCCCUGCAGCGGAUCUCGCAGAGGAAGCGCAUCUUCAGGGAGUCAGCCGGCGGCAGCGUGGAGCAGCUGCUGCAGCAAUAUGCGGAGACCAUCGGAGAGGGCGGAGGCGCCUUGUUGCUCAGCGUUGUGGGUGGCAAACUGUCGGAGGGUCUCAACUUUGCCGACAAUCUGGGACGUGGUGUGAUCGUUGUGGGUCUGCCCUAUCCCAACCGUCACGCACCCGAGCUCAAGGAGCGCAUGCGUCACCUGGACGAGCAACUGGGCAAUGGAGCUGGCAACGAAUACUAUGAAAAUCUCAGCAUGAAGGCGGUCAAUCAAUGCAUUGGUCGCUCCGUGCGUCACAUCCGUGACUAUGCCUGUGUCUACCUGCUGGACGAACGCUACACGAAUCCACGCAUCCAGCAGAAGCUCCCAGCGUGGAUUGCACGUCAUCUGAACGUGGCCAGCGAUGGAUUUGGUGCCGUUCAAGCGCGCACAGCGCGUUUUUUCAAAACCAAGAGUCAGGCAUUAAAACCGGAACCGUAACCGAUAAACGGUAUUAACCGUAAGUAACCGAUUCACAUAUGACGGUUAAGAUCGGUUCAACGAAGUAUUAAAUUCAAUUAUGUUAAGGUGUAAUCAUUGCUUUCCAAAAUACAUUUGAUUUUUAAUU
Molecule: messenger RNA, 2730 nt
Organism: Drosophila innubila
Lineage: Eukaryota; Metazoa; Arthropoda; Insecta; Diptera; Drosophilidae
Product: ATP-dependent DNA helicase DDX11
Exons: 3
Coding region: 54-2603 (849 amino acids)
Biological process (GO): nucleobase-containing compound metabolic process; establishment of sister chromatid cohesion
Cellular component (GO): nucleus
Molecular function (GO): DNA binding; DNA helicase activity; ATP binding
Source: RefSeq, a predicted model, not a curated record